AUGACUUAUAGGGCAAAGGCCAUUGCUUCAGACCAUGUAGAUGGGUCUUUCAAAGAGCAAUAUAAAAGAAUAUAUGAUUAUGCGAAUGAGCUCCUAACUCGUAAUCCUGGAUCCACAGUGAAGGUGCCAAUUAUAGGGCUGGAUGGUGCUUUUCUAAAAGGUAAAUAUAGUGGGGAAUUGCUAACUGCUGUUGGAAGAGACGCAAAUGACCAGAUGCUACCUCUGGCAUAUGCCAUUGUGGAAGUAGAGAACAAGGACACGUGGAAAUGGUUUCUAGAACUUCUGGUUGAAGACGUUGGUGGAGAGCCAGUCAGAGGCAUUCAACAGUGUUUUGGUGCAUACAAGGUCAAAGCCAAUCAUAACCAUGUUGAAGGAGAUUCGCCUUUACUUGCACUGAAGCUGUUUGAAGUCCGUCAUGUGUCCCAAGCUGGGGACAAGAAAUGGGCUAUCUCGGGCAUUCCAUGUUGUCAUGCAUUGGCUGCUAUGAAGUUUCUGAAUUUAGAUGCAGAGGACUUCAUCCCUGUUUGUUUUAGGAAGUCAACAUAUGAAGAAAUGUACUCUUCCAUUGUGUAUCCAAUUAAUGGUGAGAACAUGUGGCAGAUUACCCCAUAUAAUGAUGUGUUCCCUCCAAAAAAGAGAAUAUUGCCAAGGAGGCUAAAGAAGAAAAUAAGGUUGCAGGAAUGGGAGUUAGUCAGGGACGACACAAGAAUGAGGAAUGGUGGUAUACAUAAAAGAUGUGACAUUUGUAGGGAGCUGGGUCACAACAAAACUUCUUGCCAGAAAUCAACCCAAGAUCGUGAUGUGAACUCUGACCAAACACAACAAAGCAACCCAACAAAUGAACCAAACAUACCAUCAUCAAAUGACCCUGAAGCAUAG
Messenger RNA from Vigna angularis (adzuki bean), 879 nucleotides. RefSeq lists its product as uncharacterized. The record is from RefSeq and is a predicted model, not a curated record. The coding region runs from base 1 to 879 and encodes 292 amino acids. The transcript is spliced from 5 exons. Lineage: Eukaryota; Viridiplantae; Streptophyta; Magnoliopsida; Fabales; Fabaceae. Gene Ontology annotation, molecular function: zinc ion binding.